UGAUAUAUAUAUCCUAAUAUUGCAUAUUUAUGAAAUCUUAAAUGUUUCUUCAAUUCCUUCCUUAUUUAUAGCAGCACACAAAGAAAGAGUCCUUUCCCCAACUACUUUUCCCUAACCUGAUUUUUGCUUAAACAGAUUAUCACCAAAGGGAAAGGUAAAAUGGCAAGAAUAGCUCCAAUGUGGUUCUUGCUUCUGAAUUUGUCUUGUUUCUUUCUAACUCAUCAUACUUCUUAUGGUGAGAACUUGUAUAUUCCAAGAAGAAGGACCAAUAUUAUUUCUCAUGGCAAUCAUCAUGAAGCUAUGGUUAGAAUGAAGGCAUUAUUUAAGGCCUCUCUUAUUAGCCAUGACUCAAUUGCUUCACCACCAUCUUCCUUCUCACCUUCUCCUUCUCCUCUUCCAUUACAAGAUCAGAAGAAACCACAUGUGUACCUUGUGACAUCAUAUGGUGCUGAUCCAACAGGAAAUUCGGACAGUACUGAAGCUAUUCUUGAAGCCAUUGGAGAUGCAACGAAAGUUCCAAGUCAAUGGUCCUUGAUGAAGGGCAUAAAAGACCUUGGUGGUGCCCAGAUUGAUCUUCAGGGUGGAAAUUACAUUAUUAGCAAACCAUUGAAGAUGCCAGUGGGGGUUGGAAACCUUAUGAUACAUGGAGGAACCAUAAGAGCCUCAAACACUUUUCCAAAUAACGGACACCUCAUAGAUCUGUCAACUUCAAGUGAAACCAAGAAAAGUUCAACUUCACCAUCCUACAACUAUGAGUUCAUAACAUUCAAGAACCUCUUGUUGGACUCAAACUUUAGAGGAGGGGGCAUUUCCGUAAUUAACUCACUCAGAAUCAACAUAGAAAAUUGUUACAUAACACAUUUCACAACCACCGGAAUUUUAGUCCAAGGCGGCCACGAAACCUACAUAACAAACUCAUUCCUUGGCCAGCACGUCACCGCCGGUGGCGACAAAGACGAACGCCAUUUCUCCGGCACCGGAAUAAGCCUUCAUGGGAACGACAAUGCCGUCACGGACGUGGUAAUUUUCUCUGCCGAGAUUGGAAUAAUGGUAACCGGUCAAGCCAACACUUUUUCCGGCGUGCAUUGUUACAAUAAGGCGGCGGGUUUCGGCGGCACCGGGAUUUAUUUGAAGCUACCGAGUUUAACACAAACUAGGAUUGUGAAUUCUUACAUGGAUUACACUAACAUUGUUGCUGAAGACCCUGUCCAAAUUCUCAUUUCUAGUAGCUUCUUCCUUGGAGAUGCAAAUGUUGUGUUGAAAUCUAUCAAAGGCGUUGCCAAUGGUGUUACAAUUGUUGAUAACAUGUUCUCCGGAUCGAAUAGCGGAGUAGAAAUCGUGAAGCUGGACGAAUCGAAUUGUCGUUUCGAUAAAAUCGAACAGGUUUUAGUUGAUGGAAAUAUUGUUGAUGGUAUGAAUUUGAAGGCGACGGCUGCGAAGAUUUCUGUGCAUGGGAAUGGAACAUUAUGGAAAGCUGAUUUUAACGAUGUUCUUCUUUUUCGCAACCGAAUUAAUCAUGUUCAGUACUCGUUAAGUGCCACGGGGAACACGUUCCCGAAUCAUGCUCUAAGGAAUGUGUCUGAGAAUUGUGUUGUGAUUGAAACAAGUGAGGUUGUAUCUGGUAGUGUUUUUGUCACGGUGGAUCAAGGUGUUGCAACUUGAACAAUUCAGCUGUACGAGUGGUCACUUCACUUCCGUUUGAGCAAAUAUCGUGGAUUGAAUCCAGUCUUAUAUGCAGGAACUCAUUAGCCGCAAACUCUUAAAUAGAGCUUAAAUUCAGGACGGAUUAAUCUUUAGGUGUUGUGUUAGAAAAUACUGUAAUUUUUUUUACAAUGAUAGUAAAAAUGUAAAAUAUCAGUCACAAUUAAUUAGAUUGGUAACAUAUGCGAAUUUUGUUAUAUUGAUAUAAGAAUAAUUAAGAGUUUUAUCUUUUUCAAUUUAGAGAGCAGGAUCGAAUUCAUGCAUCAACAUACAAAAAAAAGAGUUUACGUAUAGACAUUUUUUCAGGUAUAGGGAUUUUAGAUUAUUACUAAAUUAUUGUAAGUGGUGAAGAAAUAUUGAAUAGCAUGUAAUUGUCAUCAGCUUGGGUCAAAAAAUGGGACUUGGUUUGCAUAAUGGUGUACAUCUUUUGGGCUUCUUUUUCUCUCCUUGUUAAGUCUUCUGCUCACGAGAAACUUUCCCUUCCCAUGUGAAACUCUUCUAGAAGCUAUAGGAAUUAUUCUUGGUGACCAAUGACCAUACAAAUAUAUUUUAACUGAAACAUUAACCAAAUCGGGCAUCAAAUAUUUAUCAAAUUAUAUAAUCCCAUUAGGUAACCAUCAGGGAUCCAACUAACUCCUACCAACUUCUAUUGGACUGGACGCAAAGCUCAUUAAAAAAAUCCGCUCCAUUUAUACUCCUCUUAAUCCUAAUUCCAAAAAAAAAAACAUACAGCCGUCUCACUUUCUUACUCCGCACGCCAUCACCCGCACCGUCAA
This is a messenger RNA of Arachis ipaensis, 2477 nucleotides long. Its product is annotated as polygalacturonase QRT3-like. The record is from RefSeq and is a predicted model, not a curated record. Lineage: Eukaryota; Viridiplantae; Streptophyta; Magnoliopsida; Fabales; Fabaceae. Gene Ontology annotation, molecular function: polygalacturonase activity.